AUGUCGUUUUCAUCAUCAAAUUCGAUUUACUACAAUCCCUGUACAGUUGGUUUUUCUUUCUGCAGAAGAAAUUCUACCUACCAAAACAGUUCGGUGAUACAUUCCAGAUGUCGCUUGGUCAAUCGAGCUCUACUACAUAUGGCUGAGCUUCUGCUUUUGAGUCGGUCUUUCGGCGAAGCAGUAGACGACACAGUUCUAUCCCAUCAUGCAAACUAUGUGUGCAGUGUAGCUUACAAUCAAAUAGUUGCGGGUACAUGUGGAACGAUUCUGGUCAAGAGCAUCCGAGAUCAAACAAAUCUGACACAGUCUGCUCAGUUCUUGGCCAAUCAGCGCAGAAUAACCAUUGGUAUCAUUCAUUAUAUGAUCCUGGAAAUAUUCGGAGUUGGUCUUCCAAUCACCUGUGUCAUAUUCUGUACUUGCUUCAGCGUAGGAAAUAUUUUAGUGUCUCAUUACUCAGUCAUCAGCGUGUCAACUUAUCCCAUAUUUAGUCCUUACUACGUGUUGAUGACCAACACGGAUUACAGGAAAAAGAUAGAAGCCAUGAUGAAACGAGCAUGGAAGACACUGAAUUUCCAUAAUGCUCACGUUGUAGUCAUAACCAUCUAG
This is a messenger RNA of Auanema sp. JU1783, 606 nucleotides long. The record is from the annotation of a GenBank genome assembly. NCBI's taxonomy places the organism in Eukaryota, Metazoa, Nematoda, Chromadorea, Rhabditida, Rhabditidae.